GAUCGUGAAGUAAUGCUUGGAACAACAUUGGCCUUAAUUUAUGCACAUCGACACUGUCAAGUGGUGGAUCGGGAGGCCGUCGCACAGUUGGAUGGAAAACUCAAAGAGGAAAGAAAGAAGGCAUCAGAAAUGCCUCUGUAUUAUGCUGGUAUGUUCCUUCUUUUCUCUGGAAAAGUUGACAAGUCUCGAGAGUAUGUGGAUCGUAUGUUGAAAAUGAAUCCUGAGCAUGAAGAUGGUUUGGUGCUGAAAGGCUGGGUUGAGCUUACUGCUGGUCGUGAGAGUAAGACUAGGAACACAAUGCAGUACUUUGAUAAGGUCCUACAGCGUUCACCUCGACACAUGGAUGCUCUCUUUGGCAAAGCUAAACACCAUGAAAAUCGUAAUGCCUAUAAGGAAGCCAUGGAGACUUUAAACCUCUUGGUUGUUUCAUACCCUGGGUUCACUGCCCCACUGAUUGAGAAGAUGAAGGUUUAUCUUGCUGAACAGGAUUGGGACCAGUGUUAUGAGUCUGCUAACAGGGUUUUGAGUAUGGAUCCACACGAUGUAGAAGCCUUAAAGUACCGAACUCUGUAUGCUCUUUGUCGUCAGGGCAACUAUGAGGAUGCAGCACAGGGCCUUCGCAACUUAUAUAGCGAGAUGGAUAGAAGUGAACCAAAUAAUGCAGCUUUAUUCAUCCAUAUGGCUCAGUUGUUUUCACGAUUGUGUGGAAGAAAUCGUCUUGUGUUAGAAGAGACGUAUAUGAUGGCAAGUAAAGCAGCCAAGGUGGACACAGGAAAUGCUGAGUACCUGACAGAGGUUGGGUAUCAGUGUCUUCUCCAGGGACGUAACAAGGAAGCUACUAAAUUUUAUAAGAAUGCUGCCAAAUUAGAUGAGUCUUCUGUUGCAGCAUUAACAGCCAAACCCAGCAGAAGGUAUAGAGAACAGCAUACCUGCAGUAGUGAAGCGGACAUUGUUAGUGCUUGAAGCCAUCACUCGUGCCUGCCCUGCUCUUCUUGCUGCGCUCACACUCUCUGCUCGCCUCAAGUUCAUCACUGGUGAUAUAAAAGGGGCAGCCACAUCCUUGCAGUAUGUUUUGGAUAAUAUAGAUUCUACUAGCUCAGACGCUCACUUGUUAAUGGCACAGAUUCAGUUAUAUCAAGGCAACUACAAACAGGCUCAACAAAGUCUAGAAGUGGGCCUUUCUUAUAAUUUUGAGGUGCGAGAACAACCAACUUAUCACUUGGUGCGUGCACGGGUCAUGAAGAAACGAGGGCAGUAUCUUGAAGCAAUUAAUACGUUGAAGGCAUGUCUCAAUAUCGCCAAUACUCGACCCACUACAACAAAAGGGAGCCGCAAUAAAGCUGAAAUGACUGUACCUGAUCGAGCUUCUGUAUUUCUGGAGUUGUGUGAUGCUUACCGACUAAACAAUCAACCCAAUGAAGCAGCCACCAUCAUGACUCAAGCCAUGACAGAAUUCCAGGGUACAGGGGAGGAGGUGAGAUUGAACAUUGCAAGUUCAGACUUAGCCUUGAUGCGUGGAGAUGUGGAACAUGCUUUAUCCAUGCUACGAUCAAUAGGACCAGAGGAGCAGUAUUAUCUUCAAGCUCGAGACAAAAUGGCUUCUAUAUACCUGAACCAUCUGAAAGACAAGCGAAUGUUUGCCUCUUGUUACAAGGAAGUAGUGGAUAAGAGUCCCACGCCCCAGAGCUUCUUGAUGUUGGGUGAUGCAUACAUGUCAAUCCAAGAACCUGACCGUGCCAUAGAGGUUUAUGAACAGUCAUUGAAGCGCAACCCCCGGGAUUCAGUUCUAGCAUGCCGUAUGGGCAUUGCUCUGGUGAAGACACAUCAGUAUGGGAAAGCUAUUAACUAUUACAAAGAAGCCAUUAAAACUGGAAGCAGUAACCAGCUGAGGUAUGAUAUGGCAGAGCUUCAGAUGCGUUUAAAGCAAUAUGACAAAGCUGAGAAAACAGUUUCUCAGGCUCUGGAAUUUGAAAAUUACAACUCUGUUGAUCUCGACUCCAUGCUUACACAAGCUAAGCUGCUAAAUCUUCUGGCUAAGGUACAUGAACAAGCUGGUAAUUAUGAUCAAGCCCUCACCACUCUUAGUAAGGGUAAAGAUGUUCAAGUUCGAGUACUGAAGAGGGCACAGGUGGAGCUACCAGAUACAGUUCCUGAACAGAGACAGUUGGCUGGCAGCAUGUGUGGGAAGAUGGCAGAGCAUGCAGCAAACCAGCGUGACUAUGAACAAGCCAUCAAACUUUAUAAGGAGGCUCUCCAGUAUGACCCAGAACAUGCUCCCACCCUCCUGGCACUGGCAAAGUUAUAUAUGCAGAUAAAUGACUUGGACCAGUGUCAGUACACUUGCAUGACACUGUUGAGGACAGAUAAGGAGAAUGACAGUGCUACAGUGAUGAUGGCAGACUUGUCAUACAGAAGAAAUGAAUAUGACACAGCUAUGUUUCACUUCCAGCAACUUCUUGAUCGCCGUCCAGCUUAUUUUCCAGCCUUAGCACGACUUGUUGAGGUUAUGAGAAGAACUGGAACACUAGAUGAGGCAGGGCCUUACCUGGACCGAGCAGAACAAGCCAUUCUCAGACCAAACACAGAUCCAGGUCUUAACUUCUGCAGAGGGGUUUAUGACUGGUAUUUGGGUAAUCCAAAUUCUGCUCUCAAGUACUUCAACAAAGCAAGAAAGGAUCAAGAAUGGGGUCAGCGGGCAAUUUACAACAUGAUAGAAAUUUGUCUCAAUCCUGACAAUGACACCAUUGGUGGGGAGACUUUUGAAUCAGUGGAUAGUGAAGUAAAUCAGUCAGGAGCAAGAGACACUCUGGAUAUGGCCAUCAGAACUGCAGACAAAUUAUUGAAGGAACUGACCCCCAAACCAGGAGACCAACAAGUGAGCCUUCAAAUCCUCAGCAACUUCCUCCUGUUAGCCACAAAGCAGAAGGCCAAUGCAGAACACCACGUGCUCGAAAUCAACUUAAACGUCUGGCUAAAGCUGUUUGGAAUUUCGAAGAUGCAGAAUACCUGGAGAGGUGCUGGCUUCUUCUAGCAGAUAUUUAUGUGCAGACAGGAAAGUACGACAUGGCAACAGAACUGCUUAAGGUAUGAAGUAUACUUCUUAUAGCAUCAUGUACAGUACCUCU
Molecule: messenger RNA, 3125 nt
Organism: Homarus americanus (American lobster)
Lineage: Eukaryota; Metazoa; Arthropoda; Malacostraca; Decapoda; Nephropidae
Product: tetratricopeptide repeat protein 21B-like
Biological process (GO): intraciliary retrograde transport; protein localization to cilium
Cellular component (GO): intraciliary transport particle A
Molecular function (GO): protein binding
Source: RefSeq, a predicted model, not a curated record